AUUCUCGCACCCAAACAUUUUUUCUUUUCUGAAUUCCUCCGUAACUCCACAACCUCAAUUUCGUCUUUGAUUAAGGCUUACAGCUACAGGGAGGAAUGUCACUCUUGGGGUGAUGCCGGACGGCGAGAGCGGUUGACGGAAUUGCUAUACCGAGGUCAGACUCUUGGGUUUGUGGCACAUUCCGUGGGUGCGGUUCUCGGUUUAGGCAUCAGAGGAGCUCGCACGCAUCGUUCAAUUUUGCGCAUCUUUUAUUUGACGAAUUAGGGUUUCUUUUCCUUUGUUGUGAUCGUGUUCUUGAUGAAUGGCCUAGUUAAUGUUCUUAGCUCGUAGCCAUCGAACCGUUCCGGAGCUAAUUCUUUAUUGUUCGUGUCUUUAGCUUUCACCAGUAGCCAAUUACCUCCGCUGGUCGCAUUUGUUUUGAUCUUGAGAUCGAAAUCAGGCGUUACAUACUUGCAUUCUAAUAUGGAUCCUCAGCACUUGGCAGAAACCCUCAAGCAUUUGUCAAAGCAAGAUGAGCUAUUGAGGGAAGUUUUGGGUUCGUUGCAGGGUGAGCUGACCAAGCUCAAGGCCGAGGAGCUAAUGCUGAUGGAGAAAUACAGUCAACUAAAGAAUCCUCUUGAACUUAUCAUACGGAGCAAGGAGGAUGGCAAUGGACUUGAUGGCGAAACUGGGCAGACCGAGGAGGACGGCAAUGGACUUGAUGGCCAAACUGGGCAGACCAUUCCUUUAAUUACAUCCGGCACAAAUGACUCUGUUGGUGAUGAAGUAGAUCACACAGCCACCUCUAACAAAGAUAAGUAAUCUCAGUCGUGAAUUUAUGAGCUUUCUGCUCAUGUUCUUGUGUAAGAACAAUUUUGUUGAUGAAAUUCAUAUGUACCGCUUCCACAAGUGAGAAUUAAACGUCGCAACAUUUUAUCAAAGAUUUGUAUUUGUUGAAGAGGAGGAGAAAAGCCAUGCAUGCGAGACAGCUGAUGUGUAUCCCAUGGAGCAACCCGUUACUGAAUGAUGAUAGCGUGCUCUAAUAUAGUGCAUUUGAUUUUUCAUGUCAUACUGUGGGUUGGGUUUUUAUGUAAUGGGGAUUUAUUGUAUCUAUCUCGUCUUUCUUACAUAAUAGAUAUGCGCACGCUUGCGCUCCGCACCCAGUGGUAUAGAACACUCUAAAUGUGUUAGUAUGAAAUUAGUAAAAUGUAACUCCCUAAACAGCAAGAAAAAUCCGAAGUGUGGGAGAGCUCCAAAGUCAUUUGUACGUAUUCGCUGGUCAAUGAUGUUAUGGAUCAGAGGAUGAUGAUCUA
Linum tenue is the source of this 1292-nucleotide messenger RNA. NCBI's taxonomy places the organism in Eukaryota, Viridiplantae, Streptophyta, Magnoliopsida, Malpighiales, Linaceae. The record is from the annotation of a GenBank genome assembly.